AUGAGAUAUAGACAAGUAUGGCCCAUAGAUGUCCACCUUCGCCCAUUCUAUUUGGCUGGUAUUAUGAAAGCAACAAAGAAUCCUGGAGCACCAAUGAUGUUGGAUCGAAAGCAGGCCCAUAUGGAAUUGGAUAUAAGAAGAAACGCCAAGUACUGGGACAUUCCUAUAUCCCUUCCAAAGGUGAAAGGAUCUCAUAUGAACGUGAACAUAUGGGAAAAUCGUCCCACGGGAAGGAGUAUCCAGCGGGUGUUGAAUAACGACGCUGCUCAUAUCGAAUACAUUGUCAUAAGAGUUCCUAGAGAUCUAUUUGAGGACUUUAAAACCAUCGCAUUCACAAAGACAUCAGCUCUGGCUCAACGACUCCUUCUGGCCAUUCAAAAGCAGCACCCAAGUUCUGUUGUGGAACAUUGUGCAGGAUUGAUGUGGAGAAGGUUUUUUACUGAGCAUAAGAGCAUCUUUGAUGAAGAGGAUCUACGACAGGUGCUCAAGAGGCUCCCUGAUUGCAACGAAGAUACGCUGUUGAAGGUUGCCGUAACGGAAGAGGUGAAAACUGCACUGAGAACAAACACGGAUGAGGCUUUAGCCCAUGGAUGUUUUGGAGCUCCCUGGAUCCAUGUACGACGGAGUGCACAUGAAAUAGAACCAUUUUUUGGAAGUGAUCGACUUCCUCUCAUUGGUCACCUCAUUGGACAAGAAUUUCAAGGACCACUUAUUCAAUACGCUUCACAUGAACAAAACCAAACUGCUGCAGGAUAA
Haemonchus placei is the source of this 756-nucleotide messenger RNA. Lineage: Eukaryota; Metazoa; Nematoda; Chromadorea; Rhabditida; Trichostrongylidae. The record is from the annotation of a GenBank genome assembly.